Molecule: messenger RNA, 2184 nt
Organism: Myotis davidii
Lineage: Eukaryota; Metazoa; Chordata; Mammalia; Chiroptera; Vespertilionidae
Gene: IL17RE
Product: interleukin 17 receptor E
Exons: 17
Coding region: 460-2184 (574 amino acids)
Molecular function (GO): interleukin-17 receptor activity
Source: RefSeq, a predicted model, not a curated record
UAGCUCUGUCAAUUCUCUAAGUGAGGGGAUGAAGCAUAUGUCUAGAGGGGAUCAAAGUCAAGAGCUAGUUAACGGGCGUGUAGUAGGGUGUUGCCGGAGUAGGAGGGGUUAAGAAAUGGGUGCAGCGGACCAUUUCCCUAACCCUGUGCUGGCCUCUUUCCUGCUAUUUCUCUGCCAGAGCAGGAGACAUGCCCUCCUUGCCCUCCUUGCCCUCCAGUCGGAGGCAGUAGGGUUUUCUGGGGGGCAAGCAUCCCUCAGUCCCUCUGCUUGGAGGAGAAGGAAUGUGGCUUGGCCUGCUGGUUAGGAUCAAGGAGGAGCUUUGGGGCUGGGCGGGGCAAGGGCAGGCUGAGGCUAGGGUUCCUACUGGCACUGUGCUCCCUGUUGCUGUACUGCAAAGUCCUGCCACCCACCUUCAGGCCGUGCAGCUAUGUUCUGGGUGCCCUGACCCAACGGAAGUCCAUGGGGCACCCCAGACUGGCAGCCCUGCUCCUGCCUCUCAGCCUGCUGCUCAUUGGCGUCUCUGCCUCUGCCGGGAUUGGCUGUCCCUGUCUGCCCCACUGGACUACCCGCCGUCUGCUGGUCUCCCACAUGGAUGACAGUUUCACUGAAAGAUCUGCCCAUAUUCCUUGCCAUACCCUGCCACAUACCCGGGCUGCUUGGCUCUGGUGCUGCCCCUGCUGUUUGUGCCUGCACCUGGUGUCAACUCCUUCAGACCUUCAACUGAGCUGGUUCCACCGCCUGGUGCAGAAAUCCAAAAAGUCUUACAUGUUCCAGUUCUGUAGGAGACACAGGAUGCCAGCAUCUGCUCAGAGGAAGCUUCUGACUCACUGUUGCCUGUCUGAAAAGGACCAUCAAAUUUCCGUCCCCUCCCCAGACAUCUCCCAAAAUGGGCUGCGCUUCAAAAGGACCCAACUUUCAGAUCCAGAGGCAGUGGAAGGUCUCCUGAGACAAGACUCACAAAGGCAUAAAGGGCCUGAGUUCUCCUUUGACUUGCUGCCCGAGGCACGGGCUAUUCGAGUGAGCAUUCCCUCAGACCCUGAGGUCAGCGUGCGUCUUUGUCACCAGUGGGCACUAGAGUGCGAAGAGCUGAGCAGUCCCUUUGAUGUCCAGAAAACCGUGUCUAGGGGCCACACUGUAGACCUGCCUUAUGAAUUCCUUCUGCCCUGUCUGUGCAUAGAGGCAUCCUACCUGCAAGAGGAUACAGUGAGGCGCAAAAAAUGUCCCUUCCAGAGCUGGCCUGAAGCCUAUGGCUCGGACUUUUGGAAGUCAGUGAACUUUACCGACUACAGCCAGCACAGUCAGAUGGUCAUGGUCCCAACACUCCGCUGCCCACUGAAGCUGGAAGCCUCCCUCUGCCAGAGGCAGGGCGGGAACACCCUCUGUGAAGACCUCCCCAAUGCCACAGCUCAAGAGUCAGAGGGGUGGUAUGUUUUGGAGAAGGUGGACUUGCACCCCCAGCUCUGUUUCAAGUUCUCUUUUGGAAACAGCAGCCACAUUGAAUGUCCCCAUCAGACUGCCCCAUCCUGGAAUGUGAGCAUGGACAUCCAGGCCCAGCAGCUGAUCCUUCACUUCUCCACAAGGACCCAUGCCACCUUCAGUGCUGCCUGGAGCCACCCAGACAUGGGGCGGGACAGCCUGCUGCCCCCUGUGUACAGCAUCAGCCAGACUCAGGGCUCAAGCCCAGUGACACUAGAGCUCAUCAUUCCCUUCCUGAGGCCAGGGGCCUGUGUUCUGGUGUGGAGGUCAGAUGUCCAGUUUGCCUGGAAGCACCUCUUGUGUCCAGAUGUCUCUAAUAGACACCUGGGACUAUUGAUCCUGGCACUGCUGGCCCUCACCACUCUAUUGGGAGUUGUUUUAGUUCUCAUCCUCCAGCGCCCACUGUCAGGCCCCGGCCAACCGCAUCCUGUGCUGCUUCUGCACGUGGCGGACUCAGAGGCGCAGCGGCGCCUGGUGGGAGCACUGGCUGAACUGCUGCGGGCCACGUUGGGCGGCGAGCGCGAUGUGAUCGUGGACCUGUGGGAGGGGACACGCGUGGCGCGUGUGGGCCCGCUGCCGUGGCUGUGGGCGGCGCGGGCGCAGGUGGUGCGGGAGCGGGGCACCGUGCUGCUGCUGUGGAGCAGCCCCAGGAGCGGAGCACCGGACUCGCUCCUGGCCCUUGCACACUUUGGCCAGGCUUCCCGCUGA